GAACAAGAUAGCAUAAAGAUGACUAGAUGUUAGUCAACUCUGGAUAGGAGCAGUUCUCAUGCGCUGUAGGAAUUCUCCGACAAGGAUUUUCACUCCGAGUUGUUAUUCUAUUGUCCGCUAUCAGCUGUUGGGGAUUGCUGUCUUUGGUUUUCACCAGGACAUCACGUGGAGCUGAAGCAGCUCAUAUGACAGCCUGAGUUAUGGAGGUGGUGAUCAAUGACGGUUCUGUACCUCCCUAUUACAGGGAGGUGUAUGAGGCUAUAUGCUGUAAGCAGGAGGAUCGUGUGCAAACGGAUGUGUUUCAGAGGUUGCUGAGCAAGACAGACCUGCCAGUCGCAGUACAGAAUCAGAUUGCAGAACAUGUGGACUGUAAGGAGGGUUUCCUGUCCAAGCUGACACUGUACAAAGCCUUGGCCCUGAUUGCGCUGGCUCAGCAAGGGAAGCACCCAAGUACCAAGGUCCUGGAAAACUUCACCCAAGAGUUUCCAAAGCCCAGUCUGGGAGAUCUGCAAGCACUUCGAAUGCAGCCGCCCUCCGGAAACCCUCUCCUCCUCUCACAGACCCUGGCAGAGCUGCUGGAUAUCGAUACCGUGCAGGUGGCGCUCAUUCCUGAGAAGAAAGGGCUUUUUCUCAAACACGUGGAAUAUGAGAUCACCAGUCAGCGUUUUCAAGCCUCGGUUUACCGUAGAUACAGUGAUUUUGAUGUGUUUCAUGAGCUUCUGCUGCAGAGGUUUGCCUACAGAAUGGUGCCAGCACUCCCACCCAAAAGGAUGCUAAAGGGAGUCUUGACAUCUACAACUGACCGGGAGUUUAUUGAGGGUCGGAGGAGAGCUCUCAGGCGUUUCAUUAACCUGGUGGCACGACACCCUUUCUUCUCAGAGGAUGGACUCAUAAAAAUCUUCUUGACUUUCAGUGGUUCAGAUGUACAAAACAAACUGCGUGAGUCAUUCAAGACAGCAGGGGAUGAAUUCAUGACAUGUAAAAUAGCAACACAGGCCAAGGAAUACCUUCCAGACGAUAUCCAAGCCAAGUUUUCUUCCAGCAGGGAGAUGAUCCGAAACGUCUUCAACAGCUUCCAGAAGCUGCGGGACCGGGCGGAGAGGAUGGCUGUGCGCUCAGUGGAGACCGCCACGGAUCUGCUGAUGUUUGGGAGGGAACUAAGUGCCCUUGGCUCAGACACCAUACCAGUGCAAUCCUGGGCUUCCACAAACAACAACACGUGGGGCACCAUGAGGCAGUCUCUGAAAGGACUCUCCGUGGAGUUUGCUCUACUGGCUGACAAUGCAGCACAACAGGGUAAAAGAGAGGAAGAAGACGUAGUGGAAAAACUGAAUCUCUUCCUGGAUUUAUUACAGUCAUAUAAAGAUUUAUGUGAACGGCAUGAGAAAGGCGUUCUGCAUGAUCACCAGCGUGCGCUCCAGAAAUACAGUCUGAUAAAGAGGCAGAUGAUGAGCGCCACUGUGCAGAGCAAGGAACAGGUGUCUGUGGACCAGUUGGAGUCCCGCAUUGUACAGCAAGAGAAUGCAAUUGUGACAAUGGAGCUUCGGAACUAUUUCUCCCUAUUCUGCCUUCACCAGGAGACCCAGCUGAUAUGCACAUACCUUCAGAUCACUGCCCAUAUUCUGGGAACCUUUGUCAACUCCCAGAUACAGGGGCACAGGGAGAUGAGUGUAGUUUGGAAUGACCUACAACCUAAGCUCGGCUGCUUGUUUGGGGCACCAAAUGGAAUGCCAUCUCCCCCACUGACACCACAGCAGGCCAACUGGAAGUCUCCCAACACCUUCUUCCCAAAUUAAUUGGUGAAGAAGGAGACACUGCACUCAUCAACAUUACUGUUUCCAGCAAAGAUUGCUUAGAAUACAAUGAGCCUCAUUAAUGCAACCGACAAGAUGCUGUUCUUUUAAGGACCAACACUAAGGAAACAUAGCGUAGAGGUCAAGUCUUGUAUCUAAAAUUGUACCCAAAUAUUGUUGAACUUAUAAAAUGUUAGUAUUAACGGGAAUACUCCUCCAGUUUGGGUAAACAGCCCAGCUCUAGUCUGUUGCACCUAAACUCUUGCAAGCUGACCGUGUUGGUAAAGCUUGGUGGUUUUAUUGGGAGUGUUGGGGACUUCCCAUGUCAUUGAAAGAUAAGUGAAGUCUAGGGAUAAAUAUGUAUGUUUUUUUAUUUGGCUUGCAGAUGUUGUUUGGUAUAUUUUAAGACCAGCAGGCGGUAGUGUUUUGCUGAAAAUGCCCUUUUUACAAAGGCUGCAAAGAGGAUCGAUAAACUAUACUAAAUUUGGUUGAUCUUGGAAGCACAAUUCAGUAAAUGUGUAUUUUUUUCUUAUCAGUUUACAUUUGGCGUAUCUUGAAAUGUUAACAAUAUUUCAAAAUGGAUUUUCAGUAUUUUUAUAUUAUUCCAAUUUACAAAUCAAAAUUACUAUGUCUUAGUUUCUAAUUGAAUACUAACAUGAAUACUUAAAAUGUUGUACUUAUAAGCCUAAAUUAGACGAGCAUACACUUGCACAAUAUUUUAUUUUCUUUGGGUUGCUGACAAACUAAGAUUUACACUAAUAACAUCACAGAAUUAUUUGGAAUACUCAGUACAAAGAUAUGUAUUCUUCCAAUUUAUGAUGAAUGACACUAAAGGGUUUUAAUGUUAAUAAAACACUCCUAAUUUUCAUAUUUUUAUCAGUGUAGAUUGUGCUAUAUGAGACACAAACUGUGAAGAGCUGCAUUUGAUGCAGACAUUUGAGCCUAGUGUUCAAGGAAUUGUAUGUUUAGCUGUUUAGUAAAAGAGACUAUUGUAUAGAAGACAUAUAGAAAAUGUUUAAGUAAAAUAUAAGUAUUUUGUUAUAACGUGGAUCUGUGCAAAGGGUGAUUUUGGGAACAAGGAUUAUCCUGCUAUAAAAAUAAAAAAUGCUCAGUUACUUUGUGAAUAUUAAUCUCUUUUGGGGUAGCACGCUGGCUAAAUGCCAAAGAUAGAAAUAUCAAUGCCAAAGAUAGAAAUAUCAGUACAUUAAUCCUGAUAUUUAGAGAUUUAAAGUAACUACGAGUCUGAUUAUCAAAGAAGCUGAAACAGAGCUGAGAUCUACACUUUACAAGUUGUUUUGCAUAAAGAAUUAAUUCAAUGGUGCAUUUACAUUGUUCAGAUCUUGGUGCCUUGAAUAUUCGCCAGGAAUGUGUCCGUUUGAAACUGAACACCUACAAAGAGUGAUUAAGUAAUAACUUUGUAUUAAAAAGCCAUAUGCCUCCAGUCAUUCGUUAGCUAUUGACCAAUGCUAAUUCCUGUAUGGGGGUGAAAGAAGUUGUAACAGGUGGACGUCAAUCUGUGUAAUUUUCGAUCUAAUCUAGCUGGAAAAGGCCUUAUGUAGCCUGUAACAGAUUACAGUUGAUACCAGCGUACUAGCUUCUGCUAUACAGUGUUUAAUGUUUGCUUUUGUUAUUCAGUUUAACAUGUUGCAAUGAAAAGGCAUAUUUUAGAAGGUCAUCUGACCACCUUACAGUUUAGGAGAAAAGUCUUUCUUUCAUUACUUAGAAUUACAAUUUUAAGUGCAUUCCUAAUUCAUACAAGAACAUGAUAAGAGGAAUAUAAAAUGAGUUUGUUUUUUUUUUUUUACCAUGUAAAUAGCUUACGUUUGAGCUGUAUAAUGCACACUGAUGUAAUUGUCAGAAAUUGAUGUAAAAAAUGUAAACUGUCACUUCUAAACAUUCAGUUAUACAAUUAAAUAUAUUACACUGUAUUUCAUGUUAUUCUCUUUCAAUUGCUUCACCCAAUGUAUGUACAGUAUUUGUAAUAACAAAUAUAUGUUCUGCCUUAAGAAACAUGGGGACUGAUGUGUUGCUUUUUGCUUGAGAUUUAUACAAAUUAAAUAAAAAAAGCCUAUUAAAACCAAGUUAGUGGUAUUACUGGAAU
Messenger RNA from Polyodon spathula (Mississippi paddlefish), 3894 nucleotides. RefSeq names its product sorting nexin-8-like. The transcript has 13 exons. NCBI's taxonomy places the organism in Eukaryota, Metazoa, Chordata, Actinopteri, Acipenseriformes, Polyodontidae. Gene Ontology annotation, biological process: retrograde transport, endosome to Golgi. Gene Ontology annotation, molecular function: phosphatidylinositol binding. The coding region runs from base 201 to 1796 and encodes 531 amino acids. The record is from RefSeq and is a predicted model, not a curated record.